GGAUCUCUAUUGAAUUCAGUUUAAUUCGUGUAGUGUUUAGAGUCACACUAAAUUUGUUUAGUUAGUUGACCAUUACUUUCGGGAUAGAAUUAAGCGUGCUUCCCAUUAGUCACAUUCCAUUGAUUCUAAACAUUGAGUCAUCUAGUCAAGUAUUAAAAAUUGCUUAAUUGUGUAUAAAUCCAUAUUGACACGAUCCUAUUCCGGUAUUUACAAUUUGUUAAAAUUUGUUUUGUUUUGUGGACAUUUUUAUAAAGUUUGAGUGCAAUAUCUACCGAAUUUUAUUUUAAUCUAACGAAUAGUGAGGAGUGUUUCGUGUAAGAUAAAUAGAUAAUCAACAUUCUUCCUGCACAGCAACUAGGAACCGCGGUGGCACCAUGGCCAUCCGGUAUUACUACUGUCGACGAAAUGGCACACAAAGGGCAUAGCGGUGUCAACCAGCUAGGGGGGGUGUUCGUCAGCGGGCGUCCCUUGCCCGAUUCCACUAGGCAGAAGAUCGUCGAGUUAGCACAUUCUGGAGCAAGACCCUGUGAUAUUUCAAGAAUUCUACAAGUCUCUAAUGGAUGUGUUUCUAAAAUACUUGGCAGGUACUAUGAAACAGGAUCAAUUCGUCCACGUGCAAUCGGAGGUUCAAAACCUCGAGUUGCCACCGCCGAAGUGGUAUCUAAAAUAUCAUCAUACAAAAGAGAGUGUCCUUCUAUAUUUGCAUGGGAAAUUAGAGAUAGGUUACUACAAGAAGGAGUUUGUACAAAUGACAAUAUACCGAGCGUAUCAUCAAUCAACAGGGUAUUACGUAAUUUAGCCGCACAAAAAGAACAAACUUCCAAUUCUCCUGUAUCUAGUGGUAAUGAUAAUGUAUAUGAUAAGCUAAGGUUAUUAAAUGGAAAUCAAACCAAUUGGAGAUCUCCGUCUUCAUGGUAUUCAAGUGCAAAUACAGCGUUUCAUCUUCAACCUCUUAGUCCGCCACCAUCUAUUCUUGCUGAUGAUAUUGUCUCCAAAAAAGGCGUAGAAAUAGAUGGGGUUCACUCUGAUGAAACUAACUCUGGUGAUAAUUCUAACGCUGGCUCGAGUAUAGGUCCAGAUGAUGAUCAGGCAAGAUUAAGAUUAAAAAGAAAACUACAGAGGAAUCGAACGUCGUUUACCAAUGACCAAAUUGACAGUUUGGAGAAAGAAUUCGAACGGACACAUUAUCCAGAUGUAUUUGCAAGAGAAAGGCUAGCAGCGAAAAUUGGUUUACCCGAAGCCAGGAUCCAAGUAUGGUUUUCGAAUCGACGAGCGAAAUGGAGAAGGGAAGAGAAGUUAAGAAACCAACGAAGAGGGACGUCUGUUUCAGCAGAGCAUCCGGUUUCGUCCGCUUCCCCUCCAAGGAUACAGACGUUUAAUAAUACUACGAUGUAUUCAACAAUUGCACCAACCAUGUCUAUUGCUGAAACAUACAGUCCAAUGUCUACUAUGUCUAGUUUUACACACAAUAGUUUAGCAUCCGGAAUGGGACCUUCGCCAGCCGCUUGUUUGCAACAAAGAGAAAGUCCAACAAUGACUGGUGCAAUGGGAGGAUACUGUAUGGGUCGACCUCCAGGAUACGAUCUCACGGGACUUGGUUACGGAGCUAGACCCUCACCUUGCAGCCCUUCACAACCAUAUCAAGUAAAUGGUCACCAGUACAAUAACAGUGCUACAUCUUCUACAGGUCUUAUAUCGCCCGGAGUAUCAGUCCCAAUAGCAAUACCUCCAAGUCAAUCAGAUGUGACUUCCCACCAACCUUAUUGGCCCAGACUGCAGUGACCCUGGUGGACUUAAACAAAUUUAAUAUGGACUGUUAUCUUUGCAAUCUUUAAGAAACUUUUUUCCAAACUGUACUUAAUAUUUGUAUACUUAUUUAAGAAGAAACUGAAUUUGUUAAGUAGAUUGUGAAUUUUCGAAUAUCAAUAGAAAUACAGAGUGUUUUAGAAACGAAAAA
This is a messenger RNA of Diorhabda sublineata, 1957 nucleotides long. It is a transcript of the gene Ey, whose product is annotated as paired box protein Pax-6-like. Gene Ontology annotation, molecular function: DNA-binding transcription factor activity, RNA polymerase II-specific; RNA polymerase II cis-regulatory region sequence-specific DNA binding. Gene Ontology annotation, biological process: anatomical structure development; regulation of transcription by RNA polymerase II. Bases 406 to 1782 code for a protein of 458 amino acids. NCBI's taxonomy places the organism in Eukaryota, Metazoa, Arthropoda, Insecta, Coleoptera, Chrysomelidae. The record is from RefSeq and is a predicted model, not a curated record. The transcript is spliced from 9 exons.